UAAAAGUGCUUCCAUGCCCGCUCCAUGUGCGCACGACAGUUACGCACGCAACAUGCCCACUUGUGGUGAUUCACUCGUCUUUUCGUAAAGAUUCCGCAGGAUAAAGAGCAAUAAGAGACAAUACGCGCUUUUUUCCCCCACUGGAUGGGAUGCGCGUUUUAUUUGGUUAACUGCCUUUUUUUUCUUUCUUUGUGCCUUCUGCCCCCACGAACCGAGCCGGAUCGCUGGAUUGUGAGCAGGGCAGAAUGGGACCUUGCCCACGGAAGAGCGUGUCGGCGCUUUGCAGGAGAAGUUUGCUGUGGACCUGGCUGGUCCUCUGCCUGUGCGCUGUCGCUGACGGGACCUGGAAGACUGGACUCUACAAAACUGCCUCACACACCUCCGUCUACCAAAAAAAAAACUGGUGUCCUCACACAGUUACCAGGACAGUGACUUGCCAGGUGCAGAAUGGGACAGUCGUGCAGCGGGUCUACCAGACGUGCCGCUGGCCACAGGGAUGUACGGGAGGCAGCUACAGGACCGUUGUCAGACCUUCCUAUAAAAUUGUAUACCGCACUGUGACCUCACUGGAGUGGAAGUGCUGUCCAGGAUUCAGCGGGACCGCCUGUGAAGAAGAUGCGAGGAAGCAGCAGGUGGCUCAGGAGGCAAUAAGAAAACCGUCCACACUGCGUCGCCCGCCUGCACGCACAGGAGAUCCCCUUUCCAACUGUCUUAACUGCAGUCGAAUCACAGCGAUGAACGACAGGCUGAGUUCACUGGAGGCUAAGGUUCAAGGAUUCACUGCCUUGCCGUCCGCAACACAACGCUACCCUCUGUCCAAAGGAGUUGCACAGGAGGCUGCCUUGUUGAAGGGGACCACUCCUGUCAAAGGGACUCCUGGUGAGCAGGGCCCCGCUGGUCCUCAGGGUGAAAAGGGGAGAGAUGGUAUUCCAGGCAGAGAUGGUAAACCAGGGUCUCGAGGGUUUCCAGGUCCCAGUGGGCCUCGGGGUGAGGCAGGGGUUAGGGGCCCAAGUGGAGCUCCUGGAUCGAAGGGAACGUCAGGACCUGCAGGCCCCCGCGGUCCUCCAGGACUACCAGGAGAGAGAGGUCUACCAGGUCCCCCAGGCCCACCUGCUGCUGCUAGUGCCCGCAUCCCAGAACCAGACAAUCGGGGAAAAGAGCUCCUCUUCACCAACACGUUCCAUGACUCUCGACCAGGACCUCAGGGUCCCCCCGGGCCGAUAGGUCCCCCAGGCCCAAAAGGCCCGCUAGGACUUCCUGGCCCACCAGGACACAACGGUAAAGCCGGUACCCCUGGAACAUCAGGUCCUGUGGGACCAAAGGGAGAGCGUGGAGAGAGAGGGCCUUCAGGUUACCAAGGAGAAAGGGGCUUUAGAGGAGAGCCGGGUGCACCAGGUCCCAAAGGAGAGCCUGGAGAAAAAGGCUUACCGAGCAAUCUAAAUGGGGACGGGAUACAUCAGAUCAGAGAGGCGCUGAAGAUCUUAGCUGAGAGGGUUUUAAUCCUCGAGACUAUGAUCGGUAUUCAUGAACCUGAUCUAGGAUCUGGGGAUGGACCAUUUGGCACAGCCUCCCCUAGUUUCUACAGAGAUAAGCGAGCAGGUGCGCUCCCAUACCGACUUGCUUCUCCUCUGUCCUCCGACACCAAGGUUGGAGGGAAGUAGCCCUCCGAUCACCCUGAGGACCGCAGGCUGGGUUGGCUUCCCUCUCUAUUAGUCGCAUCAACACUCGAUGGCCCUGCUGGGCGGGGGGGCUUUACUGUCAGAUUUAGGUUGGGGGACACCUCAGGGAAACUCCAGUAGUUUGACUCCCCCCGUCACCAUAACCACUCCCAUUCUUCACCCACGAAGGUCUGAAUCACCUGUGGUGCUCCUAAGGCCUCACGUCUGGGCAAAAAGGGUCAUUUAGACUAAUCAAUCUGUGGACAUGAAAGACUUUAGCUUGUAUUCUUUGUUUCAGUGUAACCGCAAUGCCACAAGAUGUCAUUAUUUAAGUAUAUUGAGCAUGUACAAUGUGCAACGACACGAAAACACCUCCAGUAUUAAUUUUUGUUAUACGUCUCUUAAAUGGUUCAGCUCAGUGUUUCGUAGCGCACUCAAAAAGAGGAAGUCAUCACUAUUUUCAGAUAUGUGUUGUUCAAUGAAAAUGCACACCGAACAAGUAAUUCAAUAUACUACAAGUUGUUGCAUAUCAACUGUGUAUUUUUAUUUUUUCCUGGAAAAAAAUGAACACACACUCAGAGGAAAUAGGAAAACUGGAACCACUGUUAUGUUUGUACUGUCCUGAUAACAAAGACGUGUUCCUUUUUUUAUGCUAUAUCAAACAUAUUGUGUCAGUAUUUAAAUUUUUCAAUGGUAGUUUAUUUUGUAUGCUGUCGUGUAACCAUUUCAUACUUUGAUGAUUAUUUUUCCUGUAAAUGUGUUAGUGUUAAGAUAAUCCUGUGUCGAUGAUCGCUGUAAUAAAAAUUAUGUUCUC
Entelurus aequoreus (snake pipefish) is the source of this 2472-nucleotide messenger RNA. RefSeq names its product EMI domain containing 1 (gene emid1). Lineage: Eukaryota; Metazoa; Chordata; Actinopteri; Syngnathiformes; Syngnathidae. The transcript is spliced from 17 exons. The record is from RefSeq and is a predicted model, not a curated record. Gene Ontology annotation, molecular function: protein binding. The coding region runs from base 246 to 1661 and encodes 471 amino acids.